This is a messenger RNA of Vicia faba (fava bean), 393 nucleotides long. Lineage: Eukaryota; Viridiplantae; Streptophyta; Magnoliopsida; Fabales; Fabaceae. The record is from the annotation of a GenBank genome assembly.
AUGAGGAGGAACUGCAACUUAGAACUCUGCCUUUUUCCUCAAUAUGGUUCUGAUAACGAUCACAACAAUCACAUGGUUGAAGAAGAAAAAGAUAGUGAUCGGAUGAGUUCAAUGCAAAAUCUGCAACAACCAUUGACUAUUUUCUACGAUGGCAAGAUGUGUGUUACUCAUGUCACUGAGCUUCAGGCCAAAUCAAUCUUAAUGAUGGCAAACAAAAAAGUGCAAGAAACAGUGAAGACUCCAAUAGGUUCAGAGGCAUCAACACCAAUAAUGGUACAAUCUCCUCAUCAAUUGUGUAGCCCUGGUCCUGGUCUUUCAAUGAAAAGAUCUUUGCAACGGUUUCUUCAGAAGAGAAAAUAUAGGAUUCAACAAGCUUCUCCAUACAAUCAUUAG